Ziziphus jujuba (common jujube) is the source of this 1237-nucleotide messenger RNA. RefSeq names its product endochitinase Ziz m 1.0101-like. Gene Ontology annotation, molecular function: chitinase activity. The transcript has a single exon. Bases 92 to 1105 code for a protein of 337 amino acids. NCBI's taxonomy places the organism in Eukaryota, Viridiplantae, Streptophyta, Magnoliopsida, Rosales, Rhamnaceae. Gene Ontology annotation, biological process: carbohydrate metabolic process. The record is from RefSeq and is a predicted model, not a curated record. Gene Ontology annotation, cellular component: extracellular region.
UGUGUCACCCCCUUGGCAAAUAACACAUCCCAAUUCCCCAUAUCCAUCCAUCAUACAAAGAUCCACAAAUAGAAUUCAAAAAAAAAGAAAAAUGGUUCCACAAGCCAAACUUGUUGUGGCUUUCUUGAUCCUAAGCUCGGCCUUAAUAAUCCAAAACUCAGAGGCCGCAGUAGAUGGCAUAGCCACCUACUGGGGUCAAUAUACCAACGAGACCGAAGGAACUCUAGCCGUAGCCUGUGCUACCGGCUUGUAUUCUUUCAUAAACAUAGCCUAUGUUAACGUUUUUGGCGAAGGCCAAACGCUGGGACUCAGCCUUCCUGGUCACGGCGUUAAUUACACCCUUCUCGGCGAAGAAAUAAAGACUUGUCAGAGCCAGGGCGUUAAGAUCCUCGUCUCUCUUGGAGGACCUUCUGGAGAAUAUCAUUUGGCAAGUGAUGGAGAUGCUGACAGGGUUGCACAUCAACUGUGGAAUGCUGUCCUGGAAGGUGAUGACGCCGGAUACGCUGAGCGUAUUUUCGGAGAUGCAGUAUUGGACGGCGUAGAUUUGGACAUACAGCUUGGUUCCCCAAUAGAAUAUGAAGUUCUCGCACAAAUAUUGAAGGACUUAACCAAACAAGGAACAAAUACUUACUAUUUAUCUGCAGCUCCUAAGUGUUCUUCUUUUAAUAACAGCGAUGCUUAUCUUUGGACAGCCGUUCAGACGGGGCUUUUCGACUUCAUUUGGGUUAAGUUCUACAACGAUACUUCAUGCCAGUAUAAUACAGACACAGCUGCAGGUCAUGACACAGCCGCAGGUCAUGAUGCUUUUUACCUCUCAUUGUAUGAAUGGAUUGUGUCGCUUCAUGAAGGGAAUAAGCUGUUUAUAGGGAUACCGGCUUCCAAUGAAACUGAUAAUUCCCCACUCGGCGGCUACAUCCCGGUAGAAGUGCUGAAUGAUAAAAUUCUCUCGGUGAUAACUACGUCGCCAAAAUUUGGAGGUAUAAAUGUGUGGAAUAGGUUAUAUGAUCGUAUGACUAAUUACUCUUCCUCCAUUAUUCUCGAAUAUGUUAAUUCGGUAACUAAGUAUUUGCCAUUACGGACUAAAUUUAUGUAUCAGAAUGCAUAAUCCAUGCACCAUUACCGACUUCGUAUGGAUGAGUAAUUUGUACCCUGGAAUAUAUAUAUCCUGUACUACAUAAAUUGGGUACUACUAUGUAUGACUCUUGUUUAAAUAAAAAAUGGUGCGGAAUGUUUAGUA